Penicillium arizonense is the source of this 486-nucleotide messenger RNA. RefSeq lists its product as uncharacterized. Gene Ontology annotation, cellular component: mitochondrion. The record is from RefSeq and is a predicted model, not a curated record. The coding region runs from base 1 to 486 and encodes 161 amino acids. Lineage: Eukaryota; Fungi; Ascomycota; Eurotiomycetes; Eurotiales; Aspergillaceae. The transcript has 2 exons. Gene Ontology annotation, molecular function: carbon-nitrogen ligase activity, with glutamine as amido-N-donor.
AUGUUUCAAUCACUUCGAGUUUCUGCGCGUAUUCCCGCUCGUCUGGAAUUCCUCUACAACUGGUCGAACCUGAAGCUUAUGAAUAGACUCAAUGUGCUUCGCGCUUUGAUUUCGGAGACCAACAAUGCCGCCAAAACCUCUUCCCCGAUUCAGACCGACAUUCAACUACUGUCGCUCAUUCGGAAACGCUUGAAUGCGACCAAGGAUGCGGCCAAGGAGUUUGAGGCUGCUGAGCGCCCUGACCUGAAGGAGAAGGAGGAUGCACAAGCUGUUGUAUUAGAGGAAUAUGCUGGCCAGGUCAAGACCAUGCCCAUUGCCGAGAUCACCGAGGUGGUCGUCAAUGAGAUCAACGCAAUGAGUAACGCCGGCAGCAAGCCCAACCAGGGAGCUAUCCUCAAGGCUCUGUUUGCCAACGGAGGUCCCUUGGAUGGCAAGCCAGUCGACCGCCGAGAGGUGGCUGACGAGGUGAAGAAGGCACUCUCUUGA